Molecule: messenger RNA, 3192 nt
Organism: Linum tenue
Lineage: Eukaryota; Viridiplantae; Streptophyta; Magnoliopsida; Malpighiales; Linaceae
Source: the annotation of a GenBank genome assembly
AUGGGUUGCAUUCAGUCCAGCAAGCGGCGGAGGUUCACGCCGCCGUGGGGGCUGCGCAAGCUGAAGGCGGAGAACGGGUACAACGGCGGCGGCGGAGGCGAUGACGACGAAAAGAAGAAGAAAGGUGGCGGCUUCAAUAACAAUGGGGACAAACUUUUCAGCAGCAGCCACUACGAGAGUCACCACGAUCAAGUGAUGAAGCCUUUGGAGGAGAUUAUUGUUAACGAUGAUGACAAGAAGGGGACUAUUAUUAAUGGUGAUCCUUCCACCACCGUUGUGGCCGCGGCGGGGAAGGACGCCGGCGGCGCCGGCGGUGGUGGUGGUGGGAGCAAGUCUCAGAGGGUUGUGUUGAAGAAGAUUGGUGGGGAGGAUUAUGUUGAUGGAUGGCCAAAGUGGCUUGUUGACAAUAUCCCCAAAGAUGUGUUGGCUAGCUUGGUGCCCAAGAGUGCUGAUUCUUAUGACAAGCUUGCCAAGAUUGGUCAGGGGACAUACAGCAAUGUGUACAAAGCUCGAGACAGGGACAGCGGCAAGAUUGUUGCCCUGAAGAAGGUCAGGUUCGACACGUCGGAGCCGGAGAGCAUCAAGUUCAUGGCCAGAGAGAUCAUGGUGCUCCAGAAGCUCGACCAUCCGAACGUCAUCAAGCUCGAAGGGAUCGCCACUUCGAGGAUGCAGUACAGUCUGUACCUCGUCUUCGACUACAUGGUGUCCGAUCUCACCAGGAUCAUCUCUCGCCCUUCUCAACGACUCACCGAGCCACAGGUGAAGUGCUACAUGAACCAGCUUCUUCUGGGGCUGCAGCACUGCCAUGAGAGAGGGAUUCUGCACAGAGACAUCAAGGGUUCCAACCUGCUGAUAGACAAGAAUGGGAUGCUGAAGAUUGCGGAUUUCGGGCUGGCCAAUUUCUACGUCCCGAAACCGAAACGACCGCUCACUACGAGGGUCGUCACGCUCUGGUACAGAGCUCCCGAGCUGCUGCUCGGAGCUACCGAUUAUGGCGUCGGGAUUGAUCUUUGGAGUGCCGGUUGCUUGUUGGCUGAGAUGUUCGUCGGGAGGCCCAUUAUGCCCGGCAGGACUGAGGUUGAGCAAAUCCACAGGAUCUUCAAGCUGUGUGGGUCGCCGGCAGAGGACUACUGGAAGAUCAUGAGGCUUCCGACGAGCUUCCGGCCACCGCAGCACUACAAACCGACCUUCCAAGAAGCCUUCAAGGACUUCCCAGCAUCCUCCCUUGCCCUCCUCUCCAGUCUCCUCUCCCUCAACCCUUCUUAUCGUGGCACUGCCGCCUCUGCCCUCCAAAGCCAGUUCUUCACUACAAAUCCAUUGGCAUGCGAGCUCUCUGGUCUGCCAGUCAUCCAGAAGCCAGAGGAUGAAGCAGCCAAGUCCAAUACUCGCAAGAAACGCAAGAAACCAAAGAAGAAAGCCGCCACUGGACAAACCAGUGAAGGUAGCAGCAAGAAGCAAUCUGGUUCCAUGGGGAAGGAUGAUGCGGAUCAAUCUCCCAAAGAGCUGGAGAAGAUAUCAGAGGAAGAAAGCACAACACACAGCCAAGACACAGCUACAACGAUAAGCGUAUUCAGCCAGGAGGCAGGAGGGAACAGCACGAGCAGUAGUACCUCUUCCAGCCUGAAACCAGUGCGAGAAGAAGAACAGCAGCAGCUGCUGCUGCCGACGAUGAACCAGCUCGCUGGACGCAUCCACCCUUCUUUCUCUCCUGUGGGUCUCCCGCAGCUUCAGGACCGGUCAGCACUACGAACCGAGGCACACCCCAGUGCCUCGAAGAACAUCCAGAACAACUUCACCCUUCUGCAGGCCUCCGUCUCUGACAUCCUCCAUCACCAUCAUGGGUGUGGUGGAGGACGCAGCGCUGCUGCGGAUGGCCCGGGGAUGCAGCACUACCGCCGGUCGCUGUCCACUCUCGACUUCUGUGCUCUUGAUCCUGACAAGAUAUCCAAGCUCUUCGGGCUCGAUGAUGAUCAUCGAGGCCACCUCGUGAACAAGCCACGGUUUGAUGUGUAGCAGACAAAUUUGAUUGAUUGAACAAAACUCGGUUUCGUUUUCUCCAUUUGUGUUUCUUAUUGGGGGGUGUUAAAUGUUUUUUUUGCCAUAAACGAAUAAAGAAUAUAAACUUGGUCCAUUCAAGUUUAUACCUUCUAGUAUUGAAUUGCUUGGGUACUGUGUUCUUCAGAAUUCUUCAUUAGCACAGGAACAAUACGGAUUCAAACCCAGCCUACCGAGAAUUCCGUCGUAGCAAUGUCUCGAGUAUUGCCAGACAACAAAGCUACAUGAUAGGUCUAAGUAUCAUGAUGGCAGGCAGCUACUUAAACUGCUAUAUGUCCUGCCUAGUGGGAGUUCAAAAAGGAUGACAAACAAAAACCAUCAGAUUGAUCAAAAAGCUUGAAUCGAACUACUUACAGACGCUGACGGUUUUCAAUCUCCAUCUCCCCGAGAAAGGGAGGGAUGGAUGGAUCAAAGAGAGCUUGUGAUGGACAAAAGGGGGUAAAAACAGAGGAAGCAGAAGAAGACAUCGAAACGCACACCAAACUACUUUUCAAUCCUGGAAGUAGUCAUCAACAAACUUGCUCUUGAUCCACUUGAAGCUGUUUCUGAGAGAAGAUUUGAGCUUACCUUCCUUGGAGUAGAUGUUGUACUGAGCCACCCUCUUCCUCCUCUUCAGCUCUGGAUUCUCACUCACAAAAUCACCAGCCUUCUCACCUGAACCAGGAUUCAUUGGGCCGUUGAAGCUGUAGGAUUUCGAAUUGUCCUCGAAUUCCGCCCUCCUCAUCGCCGAGUAACCUGAAAAAGAUUUGCUCUUCUCCAUCAUCAUCACAAUACCCAAUAGUAGAUGUCAACUACAGCAGCUAUCCCUCCACCUAUCUAUCUACCUAGAUGGGUCUCAUGUUUCAGAGGACACUGAUUUUAUAUAUAGUCACUAGUGAGGGAAAGGUAGACAAGAGGGAGAAAAAAAAAAAGGGCUAUGAAGGGAGUGGAGUUGAUGUGUGUAGAUAUAAUGACGUGAUUGAAGAUCAAAUGAUGAUUAGGAUGGUGACUCGUGCAAGAUUCUUCUCUAUUCUAAUCUUGUUGUUUUGAGUAUUCUAUUUUUCUUCUUUUCUGGGUUGUUAGUUCCUUUGGUUAUAGAUGAUAGAAUUGGCAGCGGAGUAGGUAAUGGAGGUGGUGGUGGAAUGAGAAAGAGGGUAG